AUCGCAGAGAUGACAGCAGGGCCCACCCGUCAGCGCCUGUCGCGUUCCAAGAGAGGGGAAGGAGAGGAGCGUCCAUCUCUCACCUCAGUGAGUCCGCGCCCGAUCUCCCCGCCGGCAUCCGAUCUCGAUCUCAGGUCAGCGCCGCCGUCUCCCACCUCGCCGGCCGCCACCGUCUCUGCCAUGAAUUAUAUCAUUGGAGCAUUCAAGCCACCAUGUGACAUCUCGAUCACAUUCUCUGAUGCGAGGACCAGGAAGCAGGUUUCGGUUAAGGACAAUGGGAAGACAACAAUGGUCCCUGUUUUCCAGAGCCUGGAAACAAUAUCUGGAGAGGUAUCGAUAGCACCGGUCCCAGGUAAAAGGAUUGAACACAUGGGUGUCAAGAUUGAGUUGCUGGGCCAAAUAGAGCUGUAUUUUGACCGAGGGAACUUCUAUGACUUCACUUCAUUAGUACGUGAGUUAGAUGUUCCUGGUGAAAUCUAUGAAAGGAAGGCGUAUCCAUUUGAGUUUUCCACUGUUGAAAUGCCAUAUGAGUCUUACAAUGGAACAAAUGUCAGACUGCGGUACAUUUUGAAGGUGACAAUUGGCAGAAACUAUGUUGGGAAUAUUGUGGAACACCGGGAUUUCUGUGUAAGAAACUACACUCCUGUCCCUACAAUCAACAACAGCAUUAAGAUGGAAGUAGGAAUUGAAGAUUGCUUACAUAUUGAGUUUGAAUACAGCAAAAGCAAGUACCAUCUCAAUGAUGUGAUUAUUGGGAAGAUAUAUUUUCUUCUUGUCAGAAUAAAGAUAAAAAACAUGGAGCUGGAGAUUCGUCGUCGGGAAUCAACAGGAUCAGGAUCUAACACAUAUGUUGAAACUGAGACUCUUGCAAAGUUUGAGUUGAUGGAUGGUGCUCCUGUUAGAGGUGAAUCUAUUCCAGUGAGGCUGUUCUUGACGCCUUAUGAGCUGACCCCGACUUACCGCAACAUAAACAACAAAUUCAGUGUCAAGUACUACCUGAAUCUGGUCCUUGUGGACGAGGAAGACCGGAGGUACUUCAAGCAGCAAGAGAUCACAAUGUACCGUCUUCUAGAAUCUCCUCCGGCUUCUUAGGUCCUGGCCUGGAGCAGCUUGGUGUCCACCUUUCAGGUUUUUACAAGUGAGCGCUGAGGUUAGAGUGAUGUUGUGUUUACCUGUAUAUAACUCCAGAAGAGCACCGCAGUUCACUACUACUACUGCCAUGCACGCUGGCCCCUGCGUUAUUUAUGUUCCUUCUAGUCUUUUGCUUGCUUAUGAUACAACCAUGAUUAGCUGGGGUAUUGGUGCAGUACCUGCCUAGUUAUCUCUCAUUUUUGUGAGGCAUCUGCAAAGAUCAAGUUUGUUGACAUUUCCUGCAGGAUCUUAGUUCAUUUUAAUAUUAAUAUGAUGUAAUAUGUUUUCCCAAGUUUAACUGA
Messenger RNA from Phragmites australis (common reed), 1433 nucleotides. Its product is annotated as vacuolar protein sorting-associated protein 26A-like. The transcript is spliced from 11 exons. NCBI's taxonomy places the organism in Eukaryota, Viridiplantae, Streptophyta, Magnoliopsida, Poales, Poaceae. Gene Ontology annotation, biological process: retrograde transport, endosome to Golgi; intracellular protein transport. The record is from RefSeq and is a predicted model, not a curated record. The coding region runs from base 10 to 1092 and encodes 360 amino acids. Gene Ontology annotation, cellular component: endosome; retromer complex.